Molecule: messenger RNA, 864 nt
Organism: Cetraspora pellucida
Lineage: Eukaryota; Fungi; Glomeromycota; Glomeromycetes; Diversisporales; Gigasporaceae
Source: the annotation of a GenBank genome assembly
AUGGAUGUUGUAUGUUCGCGUCCAACAUGUAACAAAAAAGUCUAUGUUGAAUCAAGCGGUAUGGUUCAUCCAUAUUGUGGAAGAACGUGCGCUUUUAUUGAUUUACGUAGUAGUUCCAUGAGCGUUGGAAAAUGCAAUAAUUCGAAUUGCACAAAACAAAAAUACCGGGAUGUGAAUGGAACCAUUCACGGUUACUGUAGUCGAACGUGUGCUCGUUCGUGUGUACGUAUUUGCGCUCGGACCGGUUGCAGAAGAAAAGCGUACGAAGACCCUGCAGAUCCAUCCAAAUUCCACGUUUAUUGUAAUCCAAAUUGCUUUUGGCUCGAUGGUCAAAACCUUACAUCUACUAAAUUAACUUUACUUAAUCCAAAUGAUUUGGAUUACGUUAAUGCCGAGAAAAAAUUUCUUGCUGGACUGCCGAACGCAAAAAUCCAAGGGAUUUUAAGAAUUCAAAUGCCCCAAUCAAUUGUUCAUGCACAUCUCAUUGCGAAACAGCAAUCUGGAUUAAACCCGUUAAAAAUGUACCAUGGAACACAAGCUUUAUGUGAUCCAGGUUCACUCUUAACAAAUCUUGCACCACAAUGUUCUCCAGGAACCACUUGUGGUAUCUGUGGUAUUGCCCGUGAGGGCAAUAAUCCGGCUCGGUCAAAACAUAAUGGGAACAUGUGGUUCGCGGAUAAUCCUUCAACAUCACUUGGAUACUGCAGAGGUACUGCUAAUUCAAACUUGGGAAUAUUUAUGAUUGAUGUCUUGGCUCAAGCUCAAAAUAUUGUUAUCGUGAAUCAAGCUGCGGUUUGUAUAGUUGACCUUUUGAACAUUCCUGAAAUUACAUUACUUUUUUAUUUCAACUUGAUUUAUGUAUAA